UGCGGCGUGCUCUGUCUCCACAACAUGGCGGGUGCGGAGCCUUUCGCUGCGGUGUUGGGUGCCCUGCGCGGCUGCUACGCUGAGGUUACCCCGCUGGAGACCUUUAUCCGGCAGCUGCAGGAGAGCAAUGCUGGAGAGGCAGAGUUAUUGCGGGGCGACGACACCUCCUGCUACCGGACCUUCGUGAGUCACUGCGUGGUAUGCGUCCCCUGCGGGGCCCGCGCCAUCCCCCGGCCCUUCACCUUCCAGCAGUUAUCUGGUCAGGAUGAAGUCAUCGCAAGAGUUAUUCAGAGAUUGUGUGAAAAAAGAAAGAAGAAUAUCCUCGCAUAUGGAUACUCCUUACUGGAUGAGAACAGUUCUCAUUUCCCAAUCAUGCCGUUUUCACGUGUAUACAGCUACCUGCCCAAUACUGUAACAGAAACCAUGCGUAUGAGUGGCCUCUGGCAAACACUGAUGAGCAGGAUAGGGGAUGAUGUGACGAUGUAUUUGUUGGAACACUGUGCAAUCUUUAUGCUGGUUCCUCCUAGUAAUUGUUACCAGGUUUGUGGGCAGCCAGUUUAUGAACUUAUUUCACAUACUGUUAAUGUAGACUCAUCCCCAGUGUUUGCUAAACAAAGGUUUUCAAAGCGUAAGCGUAGUAGCUUGCUUGACUAUAUUAAAAAAAGACUUAGGUUUCAUAGGCAGUAUCUUUCAAUGUCACAUGGGUGGAAAUGCAGACAAAGACUUGAAGCUAACGUCUCCAGCCUGAGAAAUACAAAACCCAACAUGUCCAGUUGCCACUAUGCUGCAAAAGAUGCUUCUAAAGCAGAUGAACAGAUCAGAAUGGGUACUGAGCAUCUGGAAGAACAGAGUGGCUCCAGUUCACGUUUGUCAGCUACAGCACCAUCCUUAAAAAGGAAGCCUGAUAGGGAACAACUUGAAAUUCCAGCUAAGAGAGCGAAAGUAGAGGAGAAAGCAAGAGAUGAAAGUGCUGAUAGUGUCACUGCUGAUGUAAAGCAAAGUAAUUGCAAGAGCUAUGGAGCUGGUUGUGUAGCAUCACGUUCUGUAUGCCCCAUUAAAAAGGUGCACGUUUCUCAAAGUAAAAGUGAUAUGUCUGGUCCGUCCUUAGUUCACACGUCUCACAAUGGGAAGAAGUGUGUGGCAGGUGAAAGAUCUUUUCUGCAGGGAGUUCAGAGUAACAAAUGUUCCAAGUCCAGCAUUGAAAAGCAAGCAGAAUCUCAUAGGAAAGGAGUAGAGAUGAAUACACAUGAAUCUCAUUUGGAUUCUGUGCGAAUCAAACCCAUGGAGGGUAUUUCUUCAAAGUACAGAAUGCAGGAAAAUCCUGUAGCUCACUUGGCAAAGAAGUCACCAAAUAGGCUCUCACGUUCUGAAGUAUACAUUGACAGGAAGCUGAUUCUGUAUUCUCGCAAGGGUUUCAAAGAAUGUUUUUCUAAAUCGUUUUUAUUGAAUCGCUUGCAGCACUGUAAGGCAGGUGGAAGACUGCUUGUAGAAGCUAUAUUCUUAAACCAAAAUGUGUUGGAGCAAAAGCACCACCAAAGUCUGCCAGAUAACAAGUGGAGGAAAAAGAGGUUGCCCAAACGCUACUGGCAAAUGAGAUGUGUAUUUCAGGCACUGCUAAGGAACCAUAGAAGGUGUCCUUACUUAGUUCUCUUGAAAAAAAAUUGCCCUGUCUGCAUAUCUGAAACCAAAUCAAGAAAAACUGAGCUGCCUUGUCAGACAGGCUUGCCCGGGGAAGUAGAGGUUCGCAACAAAGCAGAACCAUGUGGAAAAGAGCCUAAGUGUGUGACAAGCAGCAGUAACGCUGAUGUGCCAGAUAACUUACCUGUUUCUCUCACAAAAUCUGCACAUGGGGAGUCGCAGAGUGAGGAGCAAGACCAAGGAGAGGCGAGUGAUUCAGACCUCGGGCACCUCAUCAAACAGCGCAGCAACCGCUGGCACGUGUACCUGUUUGUGAGAGAGUGCCUGGAGAAGGUCAUCCCCGCUGAGCUGUGGGGUUCAAAUCAUAACAAGUGCCGGUUCUUAAAAAAUGUCAAAGUGUUCAUUUCCAUGGGGAUGUUUGCUAAGCUUUCCUUGCAAGAGUUGACGUGGAAGAUGAGAGUGAAUGACUGCUUGUGGCUCCGUCUAGUCAAAGGUGAUCACUUUGUUCCUGCCUCUGAACAUCGUCUCCGUGAAGAAAUUUUGGCUAAAUUCCUGUACUGGCUGAUGCGUACCUAUGUCGUUGAGUUGCUCAGAUCAUUUUUCUAUGUCACUGAGUCCAUGUCCCAGAAAAACAACCUUCACUACUACCGAAAGCGUAUCUGGGGCAAGUUACAGAACAUCGGAAUUAGAAGCCAUAUUGCCAAAGUACCUCUGCGUGCCUUGUCUUUGGAGGAGGUCAAAGCUAUCCGUCAAAAAAAAUGCAUUCCUGUGGUGUCAAAGCUCCGCUUCAUCCCCAAAACACAAGGGUUAAGACCCAUAAUAAAAGUGAGCAGUGUUAUUGAACCACAAGCACUCAGCAAGGAGAGCAGAGAAAAGAAGAUGCAUCACUACAAUACUCAACUGAAAAAUCUGUUUAGUGUGUUGAAUUAUGAACGGACUAUAAACACCAGCUUCAUCGGCUCUUCAGCCUUUGGGAAGGAUGAUAUCUACAGGACAUGGAAGAAGUUUGUUACAAAGGUUCAUGAAUCAGAUGGGGAAACCCCUCAUUUCUACUUUGUGAAGACUGAUGUGUCCAGGGCUUAUGAUACCAUUCCUCACAAAAAACUUGUGGAAGUGAUUUCACAGAUCUUAAAACCUGAGAAGAGAACUGUCUACUGCAUACGGCGCUACGCAGUGAUUAUGAUAACCACAAGUGGAAAAGCCAGGAAGUUCUAUAAGAGACAUGUUUCUACUUUCAUGGAUUUUUUGCCAGACAUGGAGCAGUUUUUGUCUCAUCUUCAGGAGAAUGACUCAUUGCAAGAUGCAAUAGUUGUUGAACAGAGCUUAACUUUUAAUGAAACAAGUUCCACCCUGUUUGAAUUUUUUCUUCAAAUGUUGCAUAACAUUAUUCUGAAGAUUAAGAGGAGGUACUACUUGCAGUGCUGUGGAAUUCCACAGGGAUCCAUUUUGUCAACCUUGCUUUGCAACUUAUGCUAUGGAGACAUGGAAAACAAAUUGCUCCCUGGAAUACAGCAGGAUGGAGUCCUAAUACGUCUCAUUGAUGACUUUUUGCUGGUUACACCACAUUUAACAAAGGCAAAAGCUUUUCUAAGGACUCUAGCAGUGGGUAUUCCUGAGUAUGGCUUUUCAAUAAACCACAAAAAGACAGUUGUGAAUUUUCCUGUUGAUGGUAUCCCAGGAUGCUCCGAAUUCAAACAGGUGCCAGGUGAUCAUUUCAUCUUGUGGUGUGGUUUAUCCCUGGAUAUACGGACACUUGAGGUUUCCUGUGAUUACUCCAGUUAUAACUCUACUUCUAUCAGAACAAGUCUUUCCUUCAAUUCAAGCACAACAGCUGGGAAAAACAUGAAAUACAAAUUGAUUACAGUCCUCAAACUGAAAUGCCAUGGCUUAUUUCUUGAUUUACAGAUCAACAGCCUUCAAACAGUUCUCCUCAACGUUUACAAGAUAUUUUUACUUCAGGCUUGCAGGUUCCAUGCCUGUGUUCACCAACUGCCAUUCAACCAGAAAGUUAGAAACAAUCCUGACUUCUUUCUAAGGAUCAUCUCUGACACUGCAUCAUGCUGCUAUUCUACCCUGAAAGCAAAAAAUGCAGGGGUUGUCUUAGGUAACAAAGGUGUGUCUGACAUGUUCCCUUCUGGGGCAGCAGAAUGGCUCUGCUACCAUGCCUUCACUGUCAAACUGUCAAAGUACACAAUUAUUUACAAGUGCCUGCUUAAGCCCCUAAAGAUUUGUAAAAUGCAGCUAUUGAGGAAUAUCCCAAAGGAUACUAUGGCACUACUGAAGACAGUGACAGAACCAUCUCUUUGUGAAGAUUUCACUCAUAUACUGAAAUGA
Molecule: messenger RNA, 3972 nt
Organism: Indicator indicator
Lineage: Eukaryota; Metazoa; Chordata; Aves; Piciformes; Indicatoridae
Gene: TERT
Product: telomerase reverse transcriptase
Exons: 16
Coding region: 25-3972 (1315 amino acids)
Biological process (GO): telomere maintenance via telomerase
Cellular component (GO): telomerase catalytic core complex
Molecular function (GO): telomeric repeat DNA binding; telomerase RNA binding
Source: RefSeq, a predicted model, not a curated record